GCAUUCAAUAGCCUAGCAAUAGGCCAGCAAUUAUCUAAGUUUUUCAAAAAUUUCCUGAACUUCUUUAAUAGUUAAAAAAGUGUGUAAAAAAAAAAAUCAAAGGGCGUCCCUGCUCAGUUAAUCCCCUGGUUUCCGGUGCAGUCAAUGCUGGCAGGGGGAGGUCUUCUUAUUUUUUUCUCAAAAAAGAGGACAAAGCGAUAACGACCAAAGUCUAGCAACCUUUGCCUUUACUGGGGGAGUCCUUGGUUCACUUUCUAGUGUGUGUGUUUGUGGGUGGUGGGGGGGUGGUGGGUAUGAUAAGAGAGCAGGAGAGCAACUGGAACUGGAACUGGAACUGCAACUGGAACUGCAACUGGAACUGCAACUGGAACUGCAACUGGAACUGGAACUGCAACUCUCUUUGGUGGGAAUCUUCACUGCACACUCGACUGAUGGGUCCGUCGGUUUGGCUUGGCUAUUCUUGGGACCUGGUGGACCAGAUCAAGACUCCGCGAAUUCAAUCGGGAAGACCUGGCUGUGGCAAUCCACAGCUCAACCAAGAUGCUGUCUCCUGCAGCAACGAAUGUCAACAAUGCAGUGAACGCAGUGCCUACUGCUGUGGUCUUGCAUGGGCCAGCGGACUUCAUGAAGGGGAUAAGGCCUUAACACCUAAUGGAUCAAAUACAAAAGGAUGUGGCAACAAUAUCGAUUCAAAGCUGCAGACCCAGUUGGUGCGUAAAGAAGGUCUUACCCAUCAACAGAGAUGCAAGGCGAAGGGGCAGACAUCCUCAGCAGACAAGUGGUGUUUCAGACAGGAAAGCAGGCGAUCGUACUUUCGCCUUUGGAAAGGGGAGAGUAAAGAGGCGUUGCGGCAGGCCAAUGUUCUUUCUGUCUUGCACGCAGUGCCCCCUCUGGAACGUCUGGUGGUAACACUCAUGCCAGUUCCUUUUCAGGGAGGCAAAGGACAGCAAGACUGGGUGUUCAAUGGCUUUGGAAAGGAGAGAGUAAAGCGAUGUCAAAGACAGGAAGACUUGGUGGAGAGUGCAGGCGGUGGCAAAUUGUCGAGGCUGCACUGGAUCUUGCAUGCCUAUAGCCGCUUGAAGACAGCAGAAAGGUAUGCCAUUGACUGGGAUUACCUUCCCCCCAGCAUUGAUCCUGUACGUGGAAGCGGGUUCAAGAGCUCAGCUGAAGAUCACGACAGAUGCGAGAACCAAAUUUGCAGCUGUCUCUGUUGUGCCAGAGAAGACAGUCAUGGAAAUGCUGAUAAAGCUGAGGUAUGCGGUCGACCUCGUUCUGCAGGCAAUCAUUGUGCAGAACCUGAGGGUAAUUGUGGGUUUGAAGGCAGCAACUGUCCUAUAUGUGGAAGCGGGUUCAAGCGCUCGGUGGAAGAUGACGACAUAUGCGAGCACCAACUUUGCAGCCGUCUUCGUUGCGAUGGAGAAGACAGUCAUGGAAAUGCUGAAAAAGCUGCGGCUUGCAGUCAUCCCCAUCCUGCAGGCAAUCAUUGUGCAGAAGCUGAGGGUAAUGGUGGUGGUUUUGAUGGCAGCAACUGUGAACAGCAGACACCCUGUGGUGUAUUAUGCAGUGAUGGUGACGAUGCUGAGGAGGUAGCAAAAUGCGCAGUAAGGCCAAGUGACAAAAUGGCCAGAGGCUUGAGGAAGCAAUGCCAAGUCCAGAGUAUUGCAGCAUUGCUCAACCUCCUGGACCUGCCAGCUGGCAGUGUUGUCGUGGAUUUCGGAAGUGGGUCUGGAGCGUUGGUCUUGCCACUAGCAGCAGUUUUCCCAGGCCUGCAGUUUGUUGCCGUGGACUUCAAGUAUCAGAGCAUCAAACUACUUCACCGAAGAGCAGAGGGGCCAUUCUAAUGAUCUUCUUUCCCUGUACCGUUCCAAUUUUAUUGUUGAAGCAGACUCUUACCCAAUAUGGACCUUGCAUCACUUUUUCUUCACCUUGUCCUUUUUUUUCUUUAGAUGGCCCAAUGGACCGCGUAUCAUACAUAUUACACUGACCAGAACAGAUAUUGCACUUUAUCUAUUUUUAACAAAAAGGCUGAGAGAGGUACACUUUUUUUUUAUUAUAACAAAAACAAAGCCCCUUCUAUUCU
This is a messenger RNA of Chara braunii, 2080 nucleotides long. The record is from the annotation of a GenBank genome assembly. Lineage: Eukaryota; Viridiplantae; Streptophyta; Charophyceae; Charales; Characeae.